AUGGCGGAGAACGAAGUCAAACAGAUCGCCAGCAAGCUCGAAUCCCUCCGCGGCUCCCAACUCUCCUCCCAAGCACCACCUCUCCUUUCCCGCGCCAAACUCGCCCUCCUCCGCCUUAACGCCCUCGUCCCCAGCGAAGAAACACACAAGAGCCACCUCCACCUCGCCACCACCAUCCUCGAGCUUGGCGCGCUAAUAAGCAUCCGCCUACGAGACACGGAGAGCUUCACACGCUACUACCAACAGCUACAACCCUUCUACGCCAUCGAGGGAUCCGCGUGGUCGAGAUCACACGCGCAGAGUAAUCAGAGUAAAGUCACGGGAUUGUAUUUGCUGCUGUUGUUGAGUGUGGGCGAUUAUGCGGGGUUCCAUACAGUGCUGGAGGGACUGGAGAUGAGUGCGGGUAAUGAGAAGUUGGAGAAGGAUCAGUUCAUUCAGUAUCCUGUUCGGCUGGAGCAGGCGUUGAUGGAGGGCAGUUAUGACAAGGUGUGGGGUGAGACGAAGGGAGAGCAUUUGCCUAGUGACGAGUAUGCGGUGUUUUCCGAGGUUCUCAUCAACACCAUUCGUUCCGAGAUCGCUUCGUGCAGCGAGCGCGCCUACCCUUCUCUGCCUAUUGCCAACGCCAAGAACCUUCUCUUCCUCGACUCGGAAGGGGCAGUAGUACAGUUCGCACAAUCGCGUGGGUGGGUGGCAAAGGAUGGCAGGAUAUACUUCCCGCAGCAGGAAGAGGAAAUGCUCGCAGCUGAGAAGGACGUCAUGAGUGCCAGUGGUAUGGUCAUCGAGAAUACGCUAGGCUACGCAAGGAAGCUUGAGACUAUCGUGUAG
Molecule: messenger RNA, 825 nt
Organism: Recurvomyces mirabilis
Lineage: Eukaryota; Fungi; Ascomycota; Dothideomycetes; Mycosphaerellales; Teratosphaeriaceae
Gene: RPN12
Product: regulatory particle non-ATPase
Exons: 2
Coding region: 1-825 (274 amino acids)
Biological process (GO): proteasome-mediated ubiquitin-dependent protein catabolic process
Cellular component (GO): proteasome regulatory particle, lid subcomplex; cytosol; nucleus
Source: RefSeq, a predicted model, not a curated record